AUGUUCUUAAACACGUUUGUAUCUCUCGCUUUCGCCGUCUAUCAAGUUGUCUCCGGUUUCUUCGUCUCUCCCGAAGUUCACCAGCCGCGUUCUACGGAGGUUUACCCACAGUCGGAGCCUCUUCCGCCGCCGAUUCAGCUCGGAGAAAUCACCGAGGAGGAGCUUAAGCAGUAUGACGGCUCCGAUUCCAAAAAGCCCCUUCUCAUGGCUAUCAAGGGCCAGAUCUAUGAUGUUUCCCAGAGCAGGAUGUUCUAUGGACCAGGUGGACCAUAUGCUCUGUUUGCAGGGAAAGAUGCAAGCCGAGCUUUGGCAAAGAUGUCGUUUGAGGAUAACGACUUGACAGGAGACAUAUCGGGUCUCGGCCCAUUUGAGCUAGAGGCGUUGCAAGACUGGGAGUACAAGUUCAUGAGCAAGUAUGUCAAAGUCGGAACGAUUCAGAAGAAGGAUGCAGAAGGCAAAGAAAGCUCAGAACCUUCUGAAACAAAGCUUGCUGGCUCAGAAGAAGCUCCUUCUACAACAAACACUGGAGAAGAAGAAGCUCCCGCGGUUACCCGCGAUGAAAGCAUUGACGAGAAAACCACCACGGAGAAGAAGGAUGCUGCAAAUGGUGAUGCUGCAAAGGAGGAAAACAAAAGGGUAUGCGUGGAUCUCUCGUGCUGGAUCGUUGAAUUGCAUAAAGUGAACCAAUCGUAUUGCGCCACUAAAGAAAAAGUUUAUCUCCGAGGAUUCUUUCAUCGCCUCCGAGCCCUCAUUGCCCUAAACUGCUCCAUCAUCCUAGUCUCAGAUGGUUCAAUUCCUGGAAUCAAAGUACCAACUUACAGGCGUCGAUUAAAAUCAAGAUUCGAGGUCGCUGAAGAUGCCGUUGAACCUGGGAAAGAGACCUCACUCAAAAGAAACAUGGGGUCUGAGUUCUCCUGCAUGAUAAAAGAGGCAAAGGACGCCUGUUUUAGCUCUGAUUCAGAUAUUUUCCUUUUUGGCGCAAAGACUGUCUACAGAGAGAUAUGCCUUGGUGAAGGAGGUCACGUUGUUUGCUAUGAGAUGGAAGACAUCAAGAAAAAGCUUGGUCUUGGACGGAACUCAUUGAUAGCUCUGGCGCUUCUUCUUGGCAGUGACUACUCUCAGGGAGUUCGUGGUAUUCGUCAGCAAAAAGCUUGCGAGAUUGUUAAGUCUGUUGGAGAAAAUGCUAUCCUUGAAAAAGUUUCAUCAGAAGGACUUUCCUUUGUGAAAAAGCCGAGAAACUCGAAGAAGAAAGCAGUGUGCAGUAAAAAGGGGACCUUGCCCUUAGUGGUUAUAAAUGGGAGUAAUCAUGAUCCAGAAGGACUGGAAGAGAUCAAAGAGGUGAUUGAUGCAUUCAUGAAUCCCAAGUGUCACCCAGCAGACUCUAAUACAGUUUCCAGGGCUCUGGCUGAGUUCUCUUUCCAGCGCACCAAGCUUCAGGAGAUAUGCCAUCAAUUCUUUGAGUGGACUCCUGAGAAAACAGAUGAAUACAUACUUCCUAAAAUUGCUGAAAGAAAUCUGAGGAAGUUCGCUAUUCUACAAUCAAAAUCAACUGAGGUUGGCGGCGUUAACUUUCCUCUCCACAAGGGACGAGAAUGUUUUGAAGUCUCAUGGAAUGAUCUAAACGGGUUAGAGACGUCCAUUGUUCCUGCAGAUCUUGUAGAAAGGGCUUGUCCUGAGAAGAUCAUAGAGUUCAAGGAGAAAAUGGAAGCAAGGAAGAAGAAGCCGAAACAAAAACAACCUAAAUCAAAACAGACGGAAACAAGUUCGCCGGACAAAUCCUCUUCUCUUAUCGAACUCAGCCUCAAACUACAACAAAUUGCUCUCAGUUCAACCUCUGUAGUAGCUACAAGCACCAUAGAAGAAACAGAGCAAGAGAAAGAACAGCAAAACCCCAAGAAACAUAACUACUUGUGUCUAAUCGAUUCGCCUGCUAAAGAAAAUUCAAAUAAUGAUUGGUCGGCCAUGGAUAGAUUCGUUGGUGUUGGCCUGAGUUCUUGUUCAUUGUAUCAGGAAACAGAAGUCAUUGAUCUGAUAAGCCCUUGUCCUGAAUCUCGUUCCCGGAGUGUGUCAAGAAGUUAUCAAGAAGAGAAGAGCCAUGAUCACAAACUUGAGACUGUAAUUGAGCUGAGUGAUUCGGAGACAGAUGAUGAAGAACAUUGCAGAAAAAGCAGAGAGCUUCGGAUGUUUCUUGAAAAUAUUAGGAAAGACAUUAUCCUCUGAACUAAUAGAGGACGAUGAUCAUUUACGAUAACUAUGUAAUGUACGAAUAGUUCCAUAUAAGUUAUGAGCUCUUUUAUCUUCUUUAUAUUUUGGCAGGUUUCAUGAUAAUUAUAAACUGAGAAAAGCUAUGUUUUCUCUUUUGUUGUUCAUAGUCCCUACUUUACCUUGCUUUAUUAAAUUUUACUAGCGUGUUUUUCACGGAAAGUUAUAUUAUUGAAAUAUGUCUCUCAUAUAAUGAAUUCGCAUGUGAAUAAAAUAUUCUAUUUAUAUUAGAGUUAACGAAAAUAUAAAUACAGUAGAAAUUCUAUAAAUUAAUAUUCGAUAAAUUAAUAUUCGAUAAAAUUAAUAAUUUUGCUCAGUUUGGAGUUAGGCUGGUUCAAAAUGUAAUACAAAUCUAUAAAUUAAUAAGAUA
Molecule: messenger RNA, 2632 nt
Organism: Thlaspi arvense
Lineage: Eukaryota; Viridiplantae; Streptophyta; Magnoliopsida; Brassicales; Brassicaceae
Source: the annotation of a GenBank genome assembly